Molecule: messenger RNA, 2436 nt
Organism: Papilio xuthus (Asian swallowtail)
Lineage: Eukaryota; Metazoa; Arthropoda; Insecta; Lepidoptera; Papilionidae
Product: la-related protein CG11505-like
Exons: 10
Coding region: 269-1183 (304 amino acids)
Source: RefSeq, a predicted model, not a curated record
CGCAGCACGACACACGCGACGCGCUGCACGACUCGCGCGCAACGAGAGUGUGCGAGACAAGUCCUCGGAGGAGGAGGAGGUGCGGGGUGCGGGGCGCAGCGCCAGCUCGGAGUCGGAGCCCCUCGCGGCCACGUCGCGCCGCGUGCACGCGCACACGCAUCCCUCUGACAACGACACCCCGCCACUCGCCAACCACAAGGGCAAAGGCGUGGGCAAGAAGAGCAAGACGCACAGCGCGGAGCCCGCCCCCUCCACAAGCCACGCCCCCAUGCUUUUCUCGACAGAAGAAUCGGUGGCGAACGGUACGAUGUCUGACUCGGAUGGCGCGUCUGAUGUGGAGGCGGGCGCGGGGGCGGAGUCCGGGGGCGUGUCCGAGGGUGAGGCGGGGUCGGGGCGCGGCUCGGAGCGGUCACACAUCGAGGUGUUGGAGGAGGAGCUGGCGGACGACGAGGUUGAACUCACGUACGAACCGCCGCAGCUGCACAGGACGCAACGCAAACGUGUACGCAGACGCAGCUCGGACAGCAGCGCGGGUCGCCGCACACGUCGCCCUCACAAACGUGUUCGCGAGCGGUUCACGUCCGCGUCGUGUUCGUCGUCGGAUUCGUGCUCGGGGUCGGGCUCCGCGUCAGGGUCGGGCUCCGCGUCGGGCAGCUCGGGGUCGCGGCGCUCCGGGCGACGCUACGAGUCAGAUCGCUCAUACCGGCCGCGGUACUCUACUGAUGAUGACGCGCCGCUGCUGCUGUACAGACAAAGACAGGAGGAAAGCGAGGAGGUGGCGGGACCAUCGCGACGUGGACACGCCAGGAGCGUGUCGCUGCGCACGCGCCGCAGUCCUCGUCGCUACAACGAGGACAGCGAGGAGGACUCCAUAGCUGCGAUCAGCAAGCGUCUGCCGCACCACCAUCACCACCAGCGGCAUCAGCAUCAGCUCGCGCGCCGCAGACAGCGACAUGCGACACAGGGUGCGAGCUCCACAGCGGCGCACACGAGCGACCACAACUACUUCAACGGACAUGCGCACGCGCAUUCACACGACGCGCACAACGGACACGGUGACGCGGGCGUGUCCGGGGGUUCCGGGUCGGGAGGUUCAGCGGGUUCCGGGGGUCCGGUGUCGAUAUCGUCGCGGGGACGCGUGCGCAAGCUGACUGCCAAGGCACGCGGUCUACUGGGCAACUGAAGUAUGGCCAACCUCUUCAGCUGGAGCCCCCUGCGAUAACAGCGGCAGUAGCAGGGGGCUCCGCUGGAGCUGGGUGCCUGACCAAUGUGUGAAGACAUGUCACAGUGACAGUGUAAUACUAGGAAAAGAAUCAAUAUAAACUGGACGCCUUUUAUAGUAUUGUAAAGUGUUGUUGCCAAAGUGUGUCCAGUGAAUGAAGACAUGUGAUAGUGACACUAUACUAGAGACAAAGAGGUCAAUAGGAGCUGGAUGUUGUGGAAAUGUAGUGAUGUAGAUCUUGAGUUGGAUAAGUGACCAGUGAAUGAAGAUACCCGAAUGAUGUAACAUAGUUGAUGUACAAUUAUGAACUUAAUAGUGUUGUGAAAAUAUUGCAAUUGUUAGUAACUCAAUUAUCAUAAUUUUAAGGUGUUUUUGACAGCAAAUAAUGCAAAAAUUGUUGGCGGCAAAUGUUUUUUAUAUUACAAAAUAAUCUUCAAAUAUCUAAAAGACAGUCAAAACUGAGUUUGAAUAGAACAUGAUUUAAAUUUGUUUUUCAGACAUAUAUGCUGUAAGACGCAAAACCUCUUGUACUUAACAAAUGAUAUUCAUAAAGUCAUACAACAACAAAUAUGUUAAUUUGAAAUGGUACGUUUUUCUUAUAUCUAUAACUGGAUAAGCGAGAGUUCAAGGAACCCUAAAAUUUAUCUAGUAUUUAGGCGUCUGUCUAAAUCGAAUUUCUCGCUUACGUAAGUUGUCUGUUCUAAAUCUAACUACACUGACAUAUCCAGAUUCAACUGUAUUAUUUUAAAGGUGAUUUUAGAGUUACACAAUAUUACAACUUCUAUAAAAUAUUUUAGAAUAACUCGUAGCUAUCAUUGAAUGAUUUCUAGAAGUAGAAAGAUUUUGUCUAUCAGGUGUGAUGAUCAGCUUAACUUUAAUACCAGCUUAUGUUUUAAUAUGAAAUGCAAUAAGACUGACAACUGACUUAAAAGUUCAAAUAUCAUGUACAUGUCUAUAUUUUGUUUUGUUUCGAAACUAUAGAAGUUGACUAUGAUGACAUAGUCAAUGUUGUUUCAAAGGCAAUUAAAGAAAUAACAUAAUGUAAAAUAUUAGAACAUAACUGAAAAGUUACAAAUCUAUGGCUCCUAUGUAAACUAUCUUAUGUUUGAAAUAUACAUUUUUUAAGUAAUUUAAAGCAACAGUAACUUGCCUCCCAGAGGCCUAGUUUAGUCCUCCUUCCCUUCCCACCCUUUUUCUUAUAAGGAAAGGAUAGG